Molecule: messenger RNA, 1717 nt
Organism: Odontomachus brunneus
Lineage: Eukaryota; Metazoa; Arthropoda; Insecta; Hymenoptera; Formicidae
Exons: 3
Coding region: 523-1389 (288 amino acids)
Source: RefSeq, a predicted model, not a curated record
UGUGUGUGUGUGUGUGUGAGUGUGUGUAUUAAUAUAUUUUAAAACAAUUAAUCUCAUGAAAAUUAAUCAUACAAUAUCCCUUAUGUUUAUUAUAACUUAUUAUAAAUAUGUUUAAAACUUACCGUAAUGAAAAGAGCAAUAUAGCUCAAUAAAAGGGAUAUCGUAUAUUCUUAUAUUCUUAUUCAGACUACGCACGAACGCAUGCGCACUGAUACAUUCGGUGUGCUCGGACUGUAAACAGCUUAAGCAGGCGUCUAAACUCUUCUGUGCACUAUUCUGUUAUUGUAUUUUCUUCCAUUAUUAUUAUUCCGAUAUAAUAUACCAAAAUGCAGCUUGUGAAACGAAAUUGAAGUUAUCAAGAUGAUAAGUGUAAAUUGAAUUUGCUCUAGUAUAAUGGAUUUUCAAUGAAAGGAAGAGAGUUAAUAUAAAAAAAUGUUAAAGACAAUGACUGAUACAGUUCUUUAAAUUACCAAACAGAAGCUAAGACUGACAGUAAUUCUGCUGAAUUAAAAUUAUUCCAAGAUGUGUGACUGGUCUAUGGACAUGUGUCUCUUACUGAUAGAUCUUUAUGAACGACAUCCAGUAUUAUGGGAUCCCAGACAUUAUUAUUAUUAUUCUAAGAAGAAGAAGUUGGAUGCAUGGGAGGCGAUAGCUCAAAGUAUGAAUCUUGAUGUAAAACUCGUACGACAGAAGAUGGUCAGCCUACUUGGUUCCUUUCGGGCACAGAAGAGCAAAGGCAAAAAGUCAGUGGGAACUGGAGCAAAUAAAAGGGAUGUCUACAUUUCCAAAUGGUUCGCAUUUAAGAGGAUGCACUUUCUACUAGACAAGGAUGAGCCCAAAAAUAACAGUCACACUGAGACAGGCAAUUCAGAUCUAACGAACGAAUCCGGCCCUUCGUCGCCUUUGUCAGAUGAAUAUUAUCACGAGCCAACAACCAUCAUAGAGACACAUGACGACUCCCAUGUGAUGUUACUGGACAACGAUCAGAGCAACUUGACUGUGGAUGAGACAGAUGACUUGCUGGGAAAAGAGAUGAGAGAUCCGGUGUCUAAGCGAUCGAGAAAGAUGAAACUGUCGCAGGAUGAUCGUAGGGUCGAGCAAUCAUUCGACGCGCUGCAGGAUAUGUAUUCGCCCGCGCGAGCGCAAUUUAUGCCUCUCCAGGAUCGUUUCUCCACGUACGGCGAACAUGUAGCGAACAAACUACGUACGUACAGCACGAGGACGCAGGCAAUCGUCGAGCAUGCGAUAAACAAUAUCCUCUUUGAAGCGGAUAUGGGCAACUACGAGAAAUUCGAGGCGGACGAUCCGAUGAUCUACAAUCAUUUCCUGAAAUGUCCUGUGGUCUCAUCCAGCACGGCGUCGUCGUGCCACAAGUCGGAGCCGUCGUAACGAUUGACUCGACAUAAGUUUAAAUUACUGUGACGCUGCAACAUUCUUGAGCGAAAUGUGAAUUCCAUUGAAUGAACCAUUGGUGUAAAUUAAGUCUGAUAUCGAUUUUGUGUGUGCGUGCUUGUAUGUGCACGCUAAAAAAGAUUUGUAUAUAUAAUAAGUAUAUAUAGUCAUACAUAAUAAUACAUAUAUAGCUUAUGAGGCAACUUUUACUUUGAAAUAAAAACUAAUGGCGAAUUCGAUUGGAUGCACUAGUGCGCACCGACGCACACUGCUCCAGUCUGCUCUGGUCCAUCCAGUCAAAUUCGUCAUAAAAGCUGAUACGACA